AUGAUCCGCCCUUGGAUACUCUGUUUCCUCCUCUCCCCCCUUUUCACUUUCUCCUCUCCCUAUUCUGAUAGCUGGGGGCCCCUCGUAAAUCUCACUCAUCGCCUCCUACGAGACACUAAUUCCUCUCUUUUACCAAACUGUUGGGUCUGCUUGUCCACACAAACCCAGCAGUCUCUAGCUGUCCCAGCCCCUCUUACUACAUGGACAGACUCACCCAUGAAACUCUAUAUCACCUACUCCGCCCCAUCCCUCCAGGGCCCCUUUCCCAUCACUGACCUUGACAGACGCCUCAGGUUUUUUGACCCAUUAACAGCUUACUCUUUUCGAAAUCCUGAGCGGAGGGCUAUUGCUUUACUUCAACUCCUCAAUCUAAGAGGGCUAUUUCCCUUAAUCACCCGCCUCACCUCUGUGAUCUACCCUAAUCAAGAUUUCUUAGAAUCUUCCCCACACCCCAUAUGGGGACCAUUGUCUACCCAGACCCUCCUCACCUCACAGGCCCCUCUCUGCAUAGCCCGCUUCUUUAAGGUCCCAGCCUACGCCACCUUCGUGGGCAAUCUCUCCUCCUCUCUUUGCAAUCACACCCUUCAUCUUUCACCCUCUGCCGAUCACCAAACCCUAGACCUGUCUGACACCUAUACAUUUAUGGAAUUAAAGAAGAUACAAGGUAUUAAGUGGAAAAAUCCCUUCCGAUUUUCAGGGCCCCCUUCCCUAACCUCCUUGGGGCAAUCUUCCUAUCCCUGCAGAACAGAUGGUACAUAUUGUCACACCUCCUCCGUCACCCCCUGGAGACACUGUCCUUCGUUUCACCCCAGCACCUGCUAUAACCUAACCCUAUUCGAACCCCACAGCUUAAGUAACCCUAUCACUGUGUCUGUGGAUAGUAAGCACUUCCGGAUUGCACUCCAGGGACAAAAGGAACCCGAUCUAUUGUUCCAGUACCAACCCCUUACUGGGGCUGCCCUAUCUGGACAAUAUGGGAUCUGGGAAAACGAAGUCACUAUUCACAAUAACUGGUACAUCACCCCAAACAUUUUCUCACGCCUUCUUAACUUAUCCUAUUCCUUCUGUCACAACACUUCGGGAAUUUUCUUCCUAUGUGGAACUUCGACUUAUGUCUGUCUCCCCACCAACUGGUCUGGUGUCUGUACCCUUGUCUUCCAAUACCCAGACAUUGAACUCCUUCCAAGUAACCAAACGGUAACCGUUCCCCUUCUUGCUUCUGUUUCCUCCUCUCUCUCGAACUCUCGCCAGAAGAGAGUCCCUCAGCUACUCCCACUCCUUGUGGGCCUGGGCAUCUCUACUGCCCUAGGUAUCAGCAUUGCUGGCAUUACCUCAUCCACCAUCUAUUUCCAACAGCUUUCUAAGGCGCUUUCAGAUAGCCUGGAUGAAAUAGCCUCUUCAAUUAUCACCCUCCAAAAUCAAAUAGACUCGCUGGCAGGUGUUGUUCUUCAGAACCGCAGGGCUUUGGACCUCCUCACUGCUGAAAAAGGAGGCACCUGUCUCUUCCUUCAAGAAAGAUGUUGCUUCUAUGUAAACCAGUCUGGAGUAGUGCGAGAUGCAGCGAAGAGGCUCUGGGAAAGAGCAGCGGAACUCCGCCCAGGCAUCAACUCUUGGAACCCAUUGGCUGGCCUAGGUUACUGGCUGCCCUCCUGGUUGGGUACCUUUGUGGGACCCCUUCUCUUUAUCCUGAUCGUGAUUAUUUUUGGACCUUGUCUUCUUAAUUGUCUGGCUCAUUUUGUAUCCCAGAGAAUGAGGUCUUUUAUCCAGGAUACCACCAAAGGACAUGUGGACAAAAUGCUUUUUUUACAGAAUUUUGGAUACGAGAGUCUGCCUCAACAUCCUCCUGAUGAAGUGUCCAUCCCUCUGGAAAAAACUGUACACAAAAAGACUGAACCCUCUUUCCCACGUAUCUAUUACAAAAAACAUCAAGAAUGUUAG
Nannospalax galili (Upper Galilee mountains blind mole rat) is the source of this 1938-nucleotide messenger RNA. RefSeq names its product syncytin a (gene Syna). Gene Ontology annotation, biological process: syncytium formation by cell-cell fusion. NCBI's taxonomy places the organism in Eukaryota, Metazoa, Chordata, Mammalia, Rodentia, Spalacidae. The record is from RefSeq and is marked reviewed.